This is a messenger RNA of Onthophagus taurus, 1953 nucleotides long. Its product is annotated as odorant receptor 83a-like. Gene Ontology annotation, biological process: sensory perception of smell; detection of chemical stimulus involved in sensory perception of smell. Gene Ontology annotation, cellular component: plasma membrane. Gene Ontology annotation, molecular function: olfactory receptor activity; odorant binding. The record is from RefSeq and is a predicted model, not a curated record. Lineage: Eukaryota; Metazoa; Arthropoda; Insecta; Coleoptera; Scarabaeidae.
UCGUAAAAAGACGUCACUAAAUAACUUUUUCAAAAAAUAAUAACUUAAUUGUUUUUUAAAUUUAAAGUAUUAGGACAACCGCUUAAUUGAAUUCGGUCUCAAUGUGUCCCAAUUAAGCGGCAACAACUAGAUUAUAAUUUUUACCCUAACAAGAUAUUUCUCAGAACGAUAAGCUUUGUUUAAAUAGGUAUUUAUCCACCAUAUCAUUAUCUAAUUACACACAUAUGAGUCAAAUAACUUAAAUAUUUGCAAUAAUUGUUUCACCACAAGUUCUUAUUCCCACACAUACCCAAAUUAUAGACACAUCGUAGUGUAUUUCUCGUUUCUCUUUCGUAAUUACAUAAAUUACUUCAUAAUUACUCCUAAACACAACCCUAUAAAAUACAACACCCUAUAAAACAAACUGCCUUAAAAAAACUUUCUUUAAAACCGAAAACUUAUUCAAAAAGAUCUUUCAUUGUAAACAUAACCAUGUCUCAAAGAUAUUUAUAUUAUAAUUUAAAAAUUAUGCGUUUUACUUCAAUGUUGGAUUUAGAUAAAAAUUCUUCGCUUUCAUUUAAAAUUUGGUGCUAUUUCUGGAGAAGUUUCUCUACUUUAACUGUAUCUUAUGCAAUUCUUUUUUCAAUGAUGGACUUAAUAACCACCGAAUCUCCGCUGAUGAGUAAAUCACCAGUAUUUUUAAACAUGAGCGUUAACGCUACACUUGCAACAAGAUUAAUUUUUUUUUAUACGUUUUGUAAAAAAACAACCAAAUUAGUUCAAUUAAUGUUUGAAACGUUUACCUAUAGCACUCAAACUGGAUUAAUCGAGAAAACAAUGCAUAGUUAUGUUAAGAAGACCAACGUUGGGUUUUUAAUUUGGUUCACAAUUGGGAAUAUAGGUGCUCAAAUGUAUAUGGUAACACCUUUAAUAAUGGAGGAAGAAAGAUCGUUACCAAUGCCUUUAUGGAGACCAUACGAAGCAACAAAAUCACCGUUUUAUGAACUAACAUUUCUUUUUGAAGUGAUUUCUAAUUUCAUUUUGAUUUUUCAUGUUACAACAACAGAUAUUUUGUUUUCAACGAUGACCCAUAUUACUGCAGGUCAAUAUGAAUUAUUAGCUUGGGAAUUCGAACAUGUGUGUUACACACCUUUACUUGAAUUUGGAUUUACAAGAGACGACAUCUUAACGUUUAAGAGAUUGUUACCAAACAAUUGUAACCGGAAAGAAAUGUCUGAUGAGGAUUAUGGGCUUUAUAAUAGAAUUGUCAAAGUGACACAAACGGAAUCAUACAAUCAUAGCCUUUGUUUAAAUUUUGUCAGGCUUAUUCAACAACACAAUAAAUUAAUUCAUUUUUCAGAAGAAAUGGAAAAAUUUUGGUCUAUACUUCUUAUUCCUAUGCUUCUCAUUGCACAAGUAUAUUUAACUUUUGAAGUGCAUCUCAUUUUAAACAGUAAAGAUUCAACAGUAACUUUACAAGCUCUUGAAUAUAUAUUACCAAUAUUUUUAGAAAUAACAUUGAUUAGUUUUGCAGGUGAAAGUCUUUUACAACGGAGCAUGAACUUACGAACAUCUUUAUACACAGCUCCUUGGUAUUUAUGCGGUAGUCGAUUCAAGAAAUUAUUUAGUAUCGUCUUAAUGCGAUGUUCAAGAGACGCUUUCAUUACAAUCGGUGGGUUUACCCCUAAUGGUUUGGAGUCUUAUACAUGGAUGAUGAGAUCGUCUAUAGGCUAUUUAGCUGUAUUAAGAGAGCCAAUUUAAAACACUAAAGGAAGCAUUUUAUUAUAUAUUUAGCAGAUUCACAAAUAAAGAAAAAAAGCACUGAAGCAAUGUAGUAUUAAAGAAAAGGGGUUCUCUUAAAGAAUUAUUUAUUUUAGAUCUCAGUUUCAAUCAGAAUUAAAUAUCAAUUCUUGAAAGUAUAACGACAUGCUGUAUUUACAUUAUUUAUUAUAUUCUGAAAACCAAUAAAUACAU